UUUCAGCAAUGGCGUCCGCUCACACUGCUGCCUUUCAGCUAAAAGCUUUUUAUGUCCCAGCCCAAUGCAGCAGCAGCCGCAGGAAGAAGAGUGGCGCGGGUGGGGGGAGUGGGAGUGGUUAGGGUGAAAAAGAAAGGCCUCCUUAGGCCGUCGCCAGGGCAACUGUGACAUCAUCGAGCACUAAAAGCUUUUAACCGGAUUCCUCUCCUGCUUUAGGCCCCAUUUUGAGUGCUCUUUCAGUCUGUCCUGGAGGGGGGAGGUGCAAAAUCAGGCCUUAGCGUGUGCUUCCCUUCUCACCUUCGCAAGCUCCCAUUGCACCACACAGAACCGUAAAAGCCUUUCAAAGCAAAGAGCUUUUUGCGGGGAAAAAUGGCAGCGGGAGAUGACUUUGCCUAUUUAAUUACUCAUCCUCAGGGCGAGAAGCACCGGCGGGCCCCCAACUGGACUGACGGUGAAAUGAAGGCCCUGCUCUACAUUUGGGAGGAGAACCACAGUGAGCUGAAAACUAGCAAGAGGAACGCAAAGGUUUACGAGAGGAUGUCGCAGCGGUUUUUCCAGCUGACGGGCGAGCAACGCUUCAAAGAGGAGAUUAAGAUGAAGAUCACAAAUAUGUCCUUCCAAUACAGGCGACUUAAAUCCAACGCCACGGAAAGCGGCGAGACCCCCGACUGGCCGUAUUACAAAGCUAUCGAGAAGAUUCUAUCCAAGCCUGUGGAGGUCGGACAAGGUAACUGGGCCGAGUCUCAAGGUGAGUCCCGGGAUGAGUCCCAGGCCUCGACGAGUGCUGGUAAUUCCUCCCAAGGUGGCGACAACCCCUUAGCCCAGCCGGAGCAGGAGGUGAUGGGCUUCCUGCCCGAAUAUACAGGCUCUUCAGAUGAAAUGGAGAUCAAGCAGGAACUGGACUCUUGGAACUCUGACAGUGAGCACACGCAAGGCUCCAGCUCCCAUCCAGUGUCUAGCAAGCAAAAGAAAACAAAAAGACAGAAUUUCCUAAAGCGGAGGAAGCUGCAGAUAAUGCAGGCCAUGCUGCGGCAACAAAAGCGCUCUAACCAAGCCAUUGAGGAAACGUGCAGGGAGGUCCGCCGAGCCCUGCAUCAGCAGAAUCUGCUCCAGGUCCAGUGUAUGCAGAUGCAAGAGCGCAUGAUGAAUCUUCUGGAGAAAAUGAUAUUGCCGUCCUCCACAAGCGGGAAGAACAAAAUAUGAAGUGCAGCAUCUCUAUAGUUUUUUUGUUUAGUUAUUUGAAUUUAGGUUUUUUUAGGCCCUCCACAAGUUUAUUGCACGCAUGUAAAAAUGAAUGCGCUUAUUUGCAUUGCUGUAGAAUUAAACAAAAUAGUUUGACAUUA
This is a messenger RNA of Syngnathus typhle (broad-nosed pipefish), 1343 nucleotides long. It is a transcript of the gene msantd1, whose product is annotated as Myb/SANT-like DNA-binding domain containing 1. Gene Ontology annotation, biological process: positive regulation of DNA-templated transcription. The transcript has 3 exons. Lineage: Eukaryota; Metazoa; Chordata; Actinopteri; Syngnathiformes; Syngnathidae. Gene Ontology annotation, cellular component: nuclear body. The record is from RefSeq and is a predicted model, not a curated record. The coding region runs from base 370 to 1203 and encodes 277 amino acids.